GAGCUGUCCGCGCCCCUGGUGCUGAACCAAGAUGGCCGGCGGCGGAGGCCGGGCCCCGGCGUGAACUGAACGCGGGCUGCAGCACCCGCCAUGCCCCAGCCCAGCGGCCGCUAAAGCCCAACCUGACAGAGCCGGUCCGCCGGCGACCCCGGAGACAUGUCUCUACUUUGCGUUGGAGUCAAAAAAGCCAAGUUUGAUGGUGCCCAAGAGAAAUUCAACACGUAUGUGACCCUGAAGGUGCAGAAUGUCAAGAGCACGACCAUCGCCGUACGGGGCAGCCAGCCCAGCUGGGAGCAGGAUUUCAUGUUUGAGAUUAACCGCCUGGAUUUGGGGCUGACAGUGGAAGUGUGGAACAAGGGUCUCAUCUGGGACACGAUGGUGGGCACAGUGUGGAUCCCCCUGCGGACCAUCCGCCAGUCCAAUGAAGAGGGCCCUGGAGAGUGGCUGACCCUGGACUCUCAGGUCAUCAUGGCAGACAGUGAGAUCUGUGGCACUAAGGACCCCACCUUCCACCGCAUCCUCCUUGACACCCGCUUUGAGCUGCCCUUAGACAUCCCCGAGGAGGAGGCACGCUACUGGGCCAAGAAGCUGGAGCAGCUGAAUGCCAUGAGGGACCAGGAUGAGUAUUCAUUCCAAGAUGAACAAGACAAGCCUCUUCCUGUCCCCAGCAACCAGUGUUGCAACUGGAAUUAUUUUGGCUGGGGUGAGCAGCAGAAUGAUGACCCUGACAGUGCAGUAGAUGAUCGUGACAGUGACUACCGCAGUGAGACAAGCAACAGCAUCCCGCCACCCUAUUAUACUACAUCCCAGCCCAAUGCCUCAGUCCACCAAUAUUCUGUCCGCCCACCACCCCUGGGUUCCCGGGAAUCCUACAGUGACUCCAUACACAGUUAUGAGGAGUUCUCUGAACCGCGGGCCCUCAGCCCCACAGGCAGCAGCCGCUAUGCCUCCUCAGGGGAGCUGAGCCAGGGCAGCUCGCAGCUGAGCGAGGACUUCGACCCAGAUGAACAGAGCCUGCAGGGCUCCGAGCUGGAGGAUGAGCGGGACCGGGACUCCUACCACUCCUGCCAUAGCUCAGUCAGCUACCACAAGGACUCGCCUCGCUGGGACCAGGAUGAGGAUGAGCUAGAUGAGGAGCUGGAUGAGGAGCUGGAUGAGGACUUGGAGGACUUUCUGGAGGAGGAGGAAGAGGAGCUGCCUGAGGAUGAGGAAGAGCUAGAGGAGGAAGAGGAGGUGCCCGACGACAUCCGUGGCUAUACUGAGCGCCAGGAGGUGGCCGUGGCUGAGCCCAAGGACUUUAAGCGUAUGAGCCUCCCACCCGCUGCCCCCGAGAAGGAGGACAAGGCCCCAGCCGUGUCUGCCAUGGCCCCUGACGUGGCCAAGGCAGCCCCUGAACCAGCCACACCUGAGGAGGUUCCUGCAGUUGAGCAGGAGCCCAAGCCUGAGCCCCCCAAGAAUGAGGAGAGUUUCAGGCCACGAGAGGAUGAGGAAGGCCAGGAGGGUCAGGACUCCAUGUCUAGGGCCAAGGCCAACUGGCUGCGAGCCUUCAACAAAGUGCGGCUGCAGCUGCAGGAGGCCCGGGGAGAAGGAGAGAUGUCCAAAUCCUUGUGGUUCAAAGGCGGCCCUGGUGGUGGUCUCAUCAUCAUUGACAGCAUGCCAGACAUUCGCAAGAGGAAGCCUAUCCCGCUUGUGAGCGACCUGGCCAUGUCCCUGGUCCAGUCCAGAAAAGCGGGCAUCACCUCGGCCUUGGCAUCCAGCACUUUGAACAACGAAGAGCUGAAAAACCACGUUUACAAGAAGACCCUGCAAGCCUUAAUCUACCCCAUCUCAUGCACAACGCCGCACAACUUCGAGGUGUGGACGGCCACCACACCCACCUACUGUUACGAGUGUGAGGGGCUGCUGUGGGGCAUCGCGCGGCAGGGCAUGCGCUGUACCGAGUGCGGGGUCAAGUGCCACGAGAAGUGCCAGGACCUGCUCAAUGCAGACUGCCUGCAGCGGGCGGCGGAGAAGAGCUCCAAGCAUGGGGCGGAGGACCGAACACAGAACAUCAUCAUGGUGCUCAAGGACCGCAUGAAGAUCCGGGAGCGCAACAAGCCCGAGAUCUUCGAGCUCAUCCAGGAGAUCUUCGCAGUGACCAAGACGGCGCACACGCAGCAGAUGAAGGCGGUCAAGCAAAGCGUGCUGGAUGGCACGUCCAAGUGGUCGGCCAAGAUCAGCAUCACUGUGGUCUGUGCCCAGGGUUUGCAAGCAAAGGACAAGACGGGAUCCAGUGACCCCUAUGUCACCGUCCAGGUUGGGAAGACCAAGAAACGGACAAAAACCAUCUAUGGAAACCUGAACCCUGUGUGGGAGGAGAACUUCCACUUUGAAUGUCACAACUCCUCGGACCGAAUCAAGGUGCGCGUCUGGGAUGAGGACGAUGACAUCAAAUCUCGUGUGAAGCAGCGGUUCAAGAGGGAAUCUGAUGACUUCCUGGGGCAGACGAUCAUCGAGGUGCGGACACUCAGUGGCGAAAUGGACGUGUGGUACAACCUGGACAAGAGGACUGACAAAUCUGCUGUGUCAGGGGCCAUCCGGCUACACAUCAGUGUGGAGAUCAAAGGCGAGGAGAAGGUGGCCCCCUACCAUGUCCAGUAUACCUGUCUGCAUGAGAACCUGUUCCACUUCGUGACAGAUGUGCAGAACAAUGGGGUCGUGAAGAUCCCAGAUGCCAAGGGUGAUGACGCCUGGAAGGUUUACUAUGAUGAGACAGCCCAGGAGAUUGUGGAUGAAUUUGCCAUGCGCUAUGGUGUCGAGUCCAUCUACCAAGCCAUGACCCACUUUGCCUGCCUCUCCUCCAAGUACAUGUGUCCUGGGGUGCCUGCCGUCAUGAGCACCCUGCUUGCCAACAUCAAUGCCUACUACGCACACACCACCGCCUCCACCAACGUGUCUGCCUCCGACCGCUUCGCUGCCUCCAACUUUGGGAAAGAACGCUUUGUGAAGCUCCUGGACCAGCUGCAUAACUCCCUGCGGAUCGACCUCUCCAUGUAUCGGAAUAACUUCCCAGCCAGCAGCCCAGAGAGACUCCAGGACCUCAAAUCCACUGUGGACCUUCUCACCAGCAUCACCUUCUUUCGGAUGAAGGUACAAGAACUUCAGAGCCCACCCCGAGCCAGCCAGGUGGUGAAGGACUGUGUAAAAGCUUGCCUCAACUCUACUUAUGAAUACAUCUUCAACAAUUGUCAUGAACUCUAUAGUCGAGAGUACCAGACAGACCCGGCCAAGAAAGGGGAAGUUCCCCCAGAGGAACAGGGCCCCAGCAUCAAGAACCUCGACUUCUGGUCCAAGCUGAUCACUCUCAUAGUGUCCAUCAUUGAGGAAGACAAGAAUUCCUACACUCCCUGCCUCAACCAGUUUCCCCAGGAAUUGAACGUGGGUAAAAUCAGUGCCGAAGUAAUGUGGAAUCUGUUUGCCCAGGACAUGAAGUAUGCCAUGGAAGAGCAUGACAAGCAUCGCUUGUGCAAGAGCGCCGACUACAUGAACCUCCACUUCAAGGUCAAAUGGCUCUACAACGAAUAUGUGGCAGAGCUUCCUGCCUUUAAGGACCGAGUGCCUGAGUAUCCUGCGUGGUUUGAGCCCUUCGUCAUCCAGUGGCUGGACGAGAAUGAGGAAGUGUCCCGGGAUUUCCUGCAUGGGGCCCUGGAGCGAGACAAGAAGGAUGGGUUUCAACAGACUUCAGAGCAUGCCCUGUUCUCCUGCUCCGUGGUGGACGUCUUCUCCCAGCUCAAUCAGAGCUUUGAGAUCAUCAAGAAACUUGAAUGUCCUGACCCCCAGAUCGUGGGGCACUACAUGAGGCGCUUUGCCAAGACCAUCAGUAAUGUGCUCCUCCAGUAUGCGGACAUCAUCUCCAAGGACUUCGCCUCCUACUGCUCCAAGGAGAAGGAGAAAGUGCCCUGCAUCCUCAUGAACAACACUCAGCAGCUGCGAGUUCAGCUUGAGAAGAUGUUCGAAGCCAUGGGAGGGAAGGAGCUGGAUGCUGAGGCCAGUGACAUCUUGAAGGAGCUACAGGUGAAACUCAACAAUGUCUUGGAUGAACUCAGCCGGGUGUUUGCCACAAGCUUCCAGCCUCACAUUGAGGAGUGUGUCAAGCAGAUGGGCGACAUCCUUAGCCAGGUGAAAGGUACAGGCAAUGUGCCUGCUAGUGCCUGCAGCAGCGUGGCCCAGGAUGCUGACAACGUGCUUCAACCCAUCAUGGACCUACUGGAUAGCAACUUGACUCUCUUUGCCAAAAUCUGCGAGAAGACGGUGCUGAAGCGGGUGCUGAAGGAGUUAUGGAAGCUGGUCAUGAACACCAUGGAGAAAACCAUCGUCUUGCCACCCCUCACUGACCAGACGAUGAUCGGCACCCUCUUGAGAAAACAUGGCAAGGGAUUAGAAAAGGGCAGGGUGAAACUGCCAAGCCACUCAGAUGGAACCCAGAUGAUCUUCAAUGCAGCCAAGGAGCUGGGUCAGCUGUCUAAACUCAAGGACCACAUGGUACGAGAAGAAGCCAAGAGCUUGACUCCGAAGCAGUGCGCAGUUGUUGAGCUGGCGCUGGACACUAUCAAGCAAUACUUCCAUGCGGGUGGCGUGGGCCUCAAGAAAACCUUCCUAGAGAAGAGUCCAGACCUGCAGUCCCUGCGCUACGCCCUGUCCCUCUAUACGCAGGCCACUGACCUGCUCAUCAAGACAUUCGUACAGACUCAGUCGGCCCAGGUCCAUGGUGGAAAAGGGACUAGGUUUACCCUUAGUGAAGACAUUUAUCCUGAGAAGGGCUCGGGUGUGGAAGACCCUGUGGGUGAAGUCUCUGUCCACGUUGAGCUCUUCACUCAUCCAGGAACUGGGGAACACAAGGUCACAGUGAAAGUGGUGGCUGCCAAUGACCUUAAGUGGCAGACUUCUGGUAUUUUCCGGCCGUUCAUCGAGGUCAACAUCAUUGGACCCCAGCUCAGCGACAAGAAACGCAAGUUUGCGACCAAAUCCAAGAACAACAGCUGGGCCCCUAAGUACAAUGAGAGUUUCCAGUUCACGCUGAGCGCCGACGCGGGCCCCGAGUGCUACGAGCUGCAGGUGUGCGUCAAGGACUACUGCUUCGCGCGCGAGGACCGCACGGUGGGGCUGGCUGUGCUGCAGCUGCGCGAGCUGGCUCAGCGCGGGAGCGCCGCCUGCUGGCUGCCGCUUGGCCGCCGCAUCCACAUGGAUGACACGGGCCUCACCGUGCUGCGCAUCCUGUCGCAGCGCAGCAAUGACGAAGAUGCCACGCCCUAG
Molecule: messenger RNA, 5292 nt
Organism: Vicugna pacos (alpaca)
Lineage: Eukaryota; Metazoa; Chordata; Mammalia; Artiodactyla; Camelidae
Source: RefSeq, a predicted model, not a curated record